Messenger RNA from Entamoeba invadens IP1, 813 nucleotides. RefSeq lists its product as hypothetical. NCBI's taxonomy places the organism in Eukaryota, Evosea, Mastigamoebida, Endamoebidae. The transcript has a single exon. Bases 1 to 813 code for a protein of 270 amino acids. The record is from RefSeq and is a predicted model, not a curated record.
AUGAACGCGCUUGUGUUACUUCUUAUUGCUUGCUUUGCAAGAUCUGAAGAGUCCUAUGUCAUCAAAGAGGGAAAGUUUGAGGAAGGGUGGCACAUCAACUCAACUGAUGGAAAUGUGGGAAUUGUGAAAAUCAAUGGACUUGAGUACAUUAAUGGAUCCAUCAAAGAAUCAAUACAAUUUGUCAAUGACUUUACCACAGAUGUAAAGAAGUACACAACACUCCAGUUCUACAUGGUAUUUGAAAGCAAAGACAAUGCCCCAGUGACAUUCAAGCUUGAUGUAGAAGACGUUACUUACCAAGACGGUGUUGAGUUUAUUGCCAACGUGACCAACACUUUCAUUGGGAUUUCCGGAGUAGAAAACAAGGUCACUAUUCCAAUAACCGUUAACUCCACCCAGAAAAUCACUCUUUCUCUCAACGACCCAGAUUCAAACGACGACCUUACUGUCUCAGUCAGAGAAGUGAAAUUGUCAACAUCAAACGAAUUUGUUUCUGUUGAUAUUGAAUUGUCAAUCAACACCGAGGAGUCAACCAUCAAAUCAGUUGAAAAGAGUGUUGUGAAAUCUGUCGAAGAAAGUGUUAUCAAGUCAGUGGAAAGUGUGGUCAAAUCAAUUGAGAUUAGCAUUGAAGAGUCAAAAGAAGAGUCUGUUGUUAAAAGCAUUGCAAAAUCUGAAGAAGAAAAUAGUAAAGAGCCUUCGACCAGUGUUGAACCUUGUGAGAAAGUCCAUUUUGAGCCAAUUACAUUCGUGUGCACAAGUGGAGUUACUGGUGUUGCCCUUGUAGCAUUCCUUGGAGUUCUUGCUUUGUUGUAA